Molecule: messenger RNA, 1034 nt
Organism: Cuscuta campestris
Lineage: Eukaryota; Viridiplantae; Streptophyta; Magnoliopsida; Solanales; Convolvulaceae
Source: the annotation of a GenBank genome assembly
GUCCAGCAUCACCUGGACAUUAUUCUUCUCAUUAGACAUUAUUAAAUCCUAUUUAGGGAAUAAAAAAAGUAAGUCUUACAUGACUUAUGUUUUAGUCAUAUUCACUGCAAAUUUUACUUUUUCAAUUUCACAUUUUUUAGGGAAAAUUGCGUAUUAAAUUGAAUGGAAUAUAAAUUGCUUUUACUUUUUUUUUCUCACAAAUACUAUCUGAAACUCUCGUAAUACUACCAUCUCUCUACAAUGGAAGCAACGAUCAGAAACCUAUUUGAUUCGGUCGGCAAUAUCUUCUCCGGCGGCGAUCAGAUUCCAUGGUGCGAUUCCGAUAUCGUCACCGGAUGUGAGCGCGAAGUAGCAGAGGCUGAAAAAGGUGCUUCUGAAACUAUCAAAAAUGAAUGCAUUAUGCGCUUAUCUUGGGCUCUUGUUCACUCAAAGCGCCAGGAAGAUCGCCAGCGUGGCAUAGGAAUGCUAGAAGCUUCUUUGGGUGUAAGUAGCACUCCACUGCAAGAGAGGGAAAAGCUAUACCUUCUGGCUGUGGGGUACUACAGAGACGGGAAUUUUUCUAAAAGCAGGCAUAUUGUAGAUCGUUGUUUGGAGAUUGCACCGGAUUGGAGGCAGGCAUUGACCUUGAGGAAGACAAUCGAAGACAAAAUCACGAAAGACGGAGUGAUUGGUAUCGGCAUUGCUGCAACUGCGGUUGGGCUUUUGGCGGGAGGGAUCGUGGCUGCGUUUUCCCGUAAGAAGUGACUUUUGAUCUUGUGAGCAUCCAUCUGGAACCUUCCAGUUUUAAGUGUGCACUGGUCCUUAAUUAGGGCUUCUAAGGAGUAAUGGGGGAUUAUGCAUGCCUUAGUGCAGCAUGUAAUUAAGGAGAUGAGUAAUAAUAAGUACAUACACUCAGGUCCAACUUUACUUGAAUAUACAGUGACUUUUUACAGUGUUUCUUUUAUGGUUGACAUUGUGUCUUUUAUUUUCUGAACAAAAUUUAGUUUAUAUUUUUAAAUGAUUGAUCGAAUGCACAAUAAAAUUGGAGUGGAAAU